AAAAAAUGGAGUACAAUACAAAUUAACAACAAAAAUAAAUGAAAAAUCACGUGCCCAUGUUCCCAUCUUUCGCCUUUGAACCAGGAAGACUAUGCGCAAGGAAUUAUUGGAGAGCUCUUUCUUUAUAUAGUUGCAGAUUUUAAACUUUGCACAUUCCCUAGAGAAUUAUUGCAUGUAAGUUUAUGUUGAUCACUCCCAAUGGAGACCAAAAAUCGUGUUGAGCAAAAUCAAAUCUCUGUGCUUCUCGAAGGUGAAGGAUUUAAUCGAAUUCUUGCGAGAGAGUCUUCGGUGGGUCAAUCUUCGCGUAUGUUUUAUCGCCAUGCAGAAGGGGUACCGUUCAAAUGGGAAAUGCAGCCCGGGACGGCCAAGAAUCCGCCGGAAAAAGAUGUUAUUCCACCACUUUCUCCACAGCCAUUGAUACAGAGCUUGGGGCUUCCUUUGCCUCAAGUAGAUGAACCUGAAGAGGCAGGCUCAAAGCACUCAAGGAUCUGGCACAAUUGGAAGAAGAUGUUGAAGAAGAGUAGUCAAAAUAAUAGCUCCAGCUUUGGUGAUUCUGAUGAAGAAUUUGCAGCGAAUUCAUCUUCGUCUUCAUCAAAUUGUCACAUUUCUGAAUCGUCGAGGGUUGGAAGGGAUUUGUUGGAUGGUCCUUUUUGUUGCAGUCCAUGGAACAUCACAGCCGCACUGGAUGAAGGAAACACGAAGAUAUAUUACUGCAGAACCCACAAGACUUUUGCACUAGAAGAAGAUGGUUUAAUCUUCAGCAGAAUUCUGUCAAGAGUCUCUUCUGUCGAUCAAUCUGGUCCUUUACACAGUACUGAAAUUACUUCUUCGGGGAUUCCUUUCAAAUGGGAAAUGCAACCCGGGACGCCGAAAAACGCACCGGAAAAUGACGUAAUCCCACCCCCCAGUCCUCCACCAGCGGUUCAAAGCUUGGCACUGCCUUGGCCUACUCUUCUGUGCACUGGUGGAGAAGAAAAAACUAAGAGCUCAAAAUGGUCGAGGGUCUGGUUUUGGAUUAAAAUAAAGAAAAUGAUCGAGCAAAAUGAGAAUGUGCAAGAACUCAGCUUCAGAUAUGACCAUAAGAUGGAAUUUUGCAAGCCUGAUAAGGAAUUUGAUGCCUUUUUGCGCAGUUCAUCUUCAUCUUCUGCUCAUAAAACAAGUUGGACUUUGCGAUUGUCCAAAAUUAGAAGGGACUGCUUGAGUUGGAUUUCUAGGAACAAUGAGGCAAUUCUUGUUUAUGCAACAAGAAAAUUAAAGCACUAACUAAUAAAACUUUUCACUCAUAUGAAUCAUUAUUUGAUUCGUAAUAUUACAUGGUACCAGAAAAAUAGUUCGCCACCAACCCUGUUCUCUUUCUCGAUUUCCUUCGUGAAAUUUUAUUGUGUUUCUGUCCAUUUUGUAAAUGAGUCUCUUGAUCUCUGCGUGGUGUCAUGGGUUAUGUUUCCUCCUUAGAAGGAAACAAGGCAGUGGUUUUGAUUGUCAAAUGAUGUC
Molecule: messenger RNA, 1491 nt
Organism: Olea europaea var. sylvestris
Lineage: Eukaryota; Viridiplantae; Streptophyta; Magnoliopsida; Lamiales; Oleaceae
Exons: 2
Coding region: 199-1263 (354 amino acids)
Source: RefSeq, a predicted model, not a curated record